Panicum virgatum (switchgrass) is the source of this 723-nucleotide messenger RNA. RefSeq lists its product as uncharacterized. The coding region runs from base 214 to 381 and encodes 55 amino acids. The record is from RefSeq and is a predicted model, not a curated record. NCBI's taxonomy places the organism in Eukaryota, Viridiplantae, Streptophyta, Magnoliopsida, Poales, Poaceae. The transcript has 2 exons.
CGCAACCUGUGGACCCGGGUAUCACGUUCGCUCUCCUCUCCAAACGACGACGGUGUGGCGGCGUGAGUCGCGCGACGCAGUCCGCUCUGCCCCCGACGGUGCGGCGGCGCUGGAUCGACUGCAGCGGCGGCGGCACUCCGACUCGAGGGGGCCACGGAUCUCUCCCCUCCGCCAUCCAUCCUCCCCGCCCGCUUUCUCGCCGGUUUCGUCUCAAUGGGGUUAUUCAGGGGCAGCUUUACUCUCUUGGUGGGAAUGGGAUGCGGUAUCUAUAUAGCGCAGAACUACAACGUUCCAAACGUCAAGAAGCUGUUCAACACCUAUGUUUUCCUGGCAAAGCACAUCGAGGAAACCUACCGGAAGCCAAAGAAAGACGAUGAUUGAUCCUUUUAUAUUGGUCUUCCCUGCUAUGCCUGGGGAAAGUGAUGUACAGCUAACGUGAUAGGGAACAUUUUUGAACUGGCGAGGGCAAUUUUGGUGAUCGACAGGUUAUGAACUAUGGUGGAUUAUCUUGGUUAGUUGGGAAUUCAGUUCCUGUAAAAAAUUUUGGUCUGUUUAGACCAUGAUGAAUAUGUAGACGAGCACUCCCCUUUGGUCAUGUUCCUGUGCCUGGGAAAUGGCACUGAACUUUGCAGUUGAAGUGGGGCGGUGGAUAAUCUCGCGUCAUAACAUGGAAUACACUGUUAUGUUUAGAUUUGCUAUUUUGCUUUGUUUUCUUAAAUUGCA